Molecule: messenger RNA, 1293 nt
Organism: Solanum pennellii
Lineage: Eukaryota; Viridiplantae; Streptophyta; Magnoliopsida; Solanales; Solanaceae
Exons: 5
Coding region: 171-761 (196 amino acids)
Source: RefSeq, a predicted model, not a curated record
GAAAUUUAAAGACUAUUUAUGUAUUUUUAUUUUAAAAUAAAUACUCCUCUCUUCCUAUCUCUCCCUCUUUGCCCCAAAUUCAUCAGAACCCUAAUUUCAUCGAUUCACCGGCAACUCACCGUUUUCCUCGAUCGAUCAGUCCGAUUUCUCUUCGUUACAGGAGAUUGACGAUGGAAUCAUCUUCGUCUGUCAUAACGCCAGAAGAUGUAAUGGGGACACUCAUGAACGAUGGAACAAUUGAUUCCAUGAGGUUGAAAAUCAUCACUCAGCUCAAAGCUAAUGAAGAGCUCAAGAAUACCACCAUAAAGAUGGUUGAGCAAAGCAGGGUUCUGAACACACCUGGUGCAGAAAGGCAGACCAAGAGGGAGCUCUUUGAUGCAUUGCGACAAGAACUUGAGACUUCGGUGCUUGAGAAAGCCUCCAAAUCGGUUUGGGAACUUAUUUUGGAUAAUAAAGGGAUAGGGAAGGAAAUAAGUGAAACAGUUGAACAAGUAUUCUGUCGGUUGAGUGGAAGAGAAGCACCAUUAUUUGUGUCGGAUUUCGGACCUCAACCAGAGAAAGGGAAAGAGAAAAAGAGUGGGCAGAAAGAGGAAAACAGUGAAACUGGGAAAAAUAAUUCUGAAUCUGCAGCAAAGAAGAGAAAGAUGAACACAGAGGAAGAGUUUGAUGAAGCUGUCUGCAAAUCUAGUGACAAAUCACCCUCAUCGGAUGAUUCUGGUAAAAUGCUGCCACCUAGUGUGAGAAGUCAAUCCACUUCCUGAAUCAACUCCGUUGUGUCUUAUUCAGCUUUUAGCAAGGCGAGUAGAAGUUACAUAAUAGAGGCUGAACUCGAGGUUAAAAGUAGUACAGUACAAAGAAAAGUAAAGUAAAAGUCGGAUGGCUAUUUAGCAGCAGUGAGCAUUGUCUUCAGCAGAGGUUAGGUUCUUGCUGUGUUCAGCCACAUUAUUGCUCUCUCUUUGAAUGUUGUUAAUGUGUUGUAUUGCAGCUCCGCCAUUAGAUGGUGAAGGAGUACAUGAUAUAAUCUGUUUCAAUUAGCUCAACUUUUUUACAGUAGCAAGUUGCAGUCCAAGCAUUAGCGCAUAUAGUUCAACAUAUAUUACCAUAAUGUGAUAUUGUGAUUGCAUGCGAACAACUGAAUGCCCACUAUGAUCAUGAAGGGGUACAUGUAGGUGCAUUUGAUUUUUGGUUUUUGUCUGAGAGGGAAAAAAGUAGACAGUAAAAUGCAGAAAUUUCAAAUAUAUGUGUGUAAAGAAGAGGAAAGCAGCCAACUUGGAUUGUUUUUAGUCUUGUUUA